ACUGCAGUGUAGAGUUCAAAGCCUCCAGACGUCAUCAAAUUUUGCAUUGCGAAAUUUAAACUCGAAGGAAUCAGUCAAGUGGAGUAGUAGUAGUACUAGUAGUAGGGCUAAGUAGGCUAAGUUAGUAAGUUUAGUAUAGCUAGGCUCAAUUAAGUUAAUUAACUAAAUUGGCUAUUUCAGAUUUACUUAUCAUUCAUCAUUCAUUCCCAUUAUUAAUCAUCAUCAUUUAUAUGCACUGUGACUCUCAGUACUCAGUCUCAGUAGCCUUGAGUCUUAAUCUUAACAAUUUUAAAAUAGCUAAAAAAUGAUUAUUAAAUAAUUAUGAGUAUAAGUAUAAUUAUAAUACUCAAAGUGCCAACCAAAUGAAAACUUUAACUUUAAUAUCUAGUUGUUAGUCAUAAUAAAAGACUAAAAGUAAAAGUGCAGUGCAUUUAGUGAAAGUGAAAACAAAUUAAAUAUUGUAAUUAAUUUUAAUUAUUGUUCACUGUAUCCGUUAAACAGAAAGUCAGCUUGCUUGCAGUAUCGUAGAAUUUAUUUCAAUUUAAUGUUACAGCUCCACCCUAAAAGUUUUAAAUAACUUUAUUAUUUAUUAUUUAUUUCAAUAUCAGAAUGGCAGCUCCACAAGCAGUUUAUCCUGUGCCUGGUGUUGGGGCCAGCCAACUUGUCCAAAAAGUUGAGCUGAGAAUUUCAUGUAAAAAUCUGCCAAACCGAGAUAUUGGUUCUCUGUCAGAUCCAUGUGCUGUUCUGUAUUUUAAAUACCAUGACAAAUUCAAGGAGGUAUGUUAGUAAGGGAUAAAUUGUUGAUACUCAUCAACUUGUUUGGGAAAACUCUUAGUUAUAGUUGAAAUUUGUUUUUUAACUUUAAGAUAAGAUAUUUUUAUUGAUCCAAAUAAAUGGAAAUUUGUUUUUUACAUUCAUCGUACAUAUUUCCCUCAGCCCUUGAAAUGUUUGUUUGUGUUUUCCAUUGCUCCUGUAGCAAGACAUUCGCCGUGUAAGUGUGCGGUAUGAAUAACUCUUGAGUGAGAACAGUCUGUGAUUUUUGUUUGAACGAGGUUUUCUUCUCCAAGAUUAUGGGAACGCCUUUUGUCUGUAUUCGAUGUGUCUUUAAAUAGUUGGUUUGAACUUGCCUUUUGUUUACAAGAUGGCGUCUCAAUAGUUUCCAAUAUGGUGGCUAUGGAUGUGUCUUGGUGUAUGUCAACGACGUCCAAAAAAUCCAUGUAAUCACUGUUCAUUGCUGUUAAAAACACAAGAUAAUAUCCUAAUAUUCAGAAAUAGACUAUAUAACCUAACACAAGCUAUAUAAAAUGAAUUUUGUGUGUACAUUAAAAAAAUGUAUUGGUUUAUACCAUUUUGGAUGGAAAAAACAACUGCAUUUGAAAAAAAUCAUAGAUAACAUUUUUUUUUUGUAAAGAAGUAGUGAGUAUAAUGACAUGAUUUGUAUAUAUAAAUAGAAAAUGUACCACAGAAAGUGCACGAACCUUAGUGUGCCUUUUUACCCAUCUUAAUUUUUAGUUCAAUUGAAUUUACCAUAAAAGCAAGGGUCUAACUAAAAGGGCAUUCAUAAACGACAUCACUCAUCUAGGGGGGGGAGGGGGGUCACACCUUUGUGGCGAUGUGAUAUUAUGGGUGUCUUAAUUUUGUGUGACCCAAUUGGUGGUAAUGAGGGGAGGUCUGUCCAAAAUCAGCAAAAUAAAAUGGGUCAUCAUUUAUUGAUGGCCCCUAUGUUAGUUAGCAAUCAUUGUAACGUUUUAAUUAUUAUUUUGAAAAUGUGAAAGCUCUUGAUAAAUAUUUUUUUAUUCCAGUUUUCCAGAACAGAACAUGCCAAAAACACUCUGGAUCCAAAAUUUACAACACCAUUUACAGUAGAUUACCACUUUGAAACUGUGCAACAUGUCAGAAUCAGGAUUUUUGACCUGGACAAUACAACUGAGAAACUUGAUGAUGAUGACUUUCUGGGUCAGAUGGAGUGCACACUUGGGCAGGUUCGCUAAUUUCUGAUAAUUAGUUCUCAAUAUCAAAUGAAAAAAUAGUUAAAAAUUUGCUGCCAUUCUAUGUAUGUCUUUUCAAACUAAAUGAAUGAGGCCAAUAUUAUUUAUUCCCUCUUUUAUAUAUAUAUUGUUUGCAUGGUAUCAUCGAUAUUUAAAUUAUUUUUUUUUUACUAUAACCUUGUUUCAGAUUGUUUCAAAAAGUCCAUUUACCAAGACUCUGACACGAAAGAAUGGUCAAGAUAUGUCCAACUGUUUCAUAACAGUAGGUUUAAAGAAAUGAUUCCUUUAUUUGUAAGCAGGCUGCUGAGCUCUGGCUUAAAGGUUCUAUAGUUUUCAUUUUUAAUCUUUACAAGUAUAAUCUCAAAUCACAAUAAAGUAGUUAAUUAAUUUUUUAAGUUAAACAAAAGUAACCAUGAUUUUGUUGUUCAUAAAAAGAUAUCAUUGCAUUUCUUUUGUGCAGAUCAGCGCUGAGGAAAUUAAAGAAGGAUGUGAGCUGGCUCUUCUGAGAUUUGGAGCCAAAAAACUAGAAAACAAGGUAACCGAUGUAGCUAUUUCUGUGUAACAAGUUAACAAAUGUAGCUUUUUCUGUGAAACAAGGUAACCAAUGUAGCUAUUUCUGUGAAACAAGGUAACCAAUGUAGUUAUUUCUGUUAAAAAAAAUUUAUUUAAAACAUUGAUUAAAUGUAAAGGGAAUAUUUUUGUUAAAGAUUGACCAUUCCCAGAAUUUAAAUUUUGUAAAUAAAAUAUUCCAAACACAUAGCAAGCAAGCAAAUAAACGCAAUAGAAUUUAAAUCUAAGAAAUUUAGAUUCUGACUGGACUCUACCGUUAACACAUGGUUAUCUUUAUAGGACUUCAUGGGAAAAUCUGACCCAUUUUUGGAAGUUUCCCGUGGUCUACCUGACGGAACCUGGCAGGUUGUCCAUCGUACAGAGGUUGUGAAAAAUAAUCUAAACCCUGAGUGGCGCCCCUUUAGUGUGCGACUUCAGUUGCUCUGUGGUGGGGACAGAACCAGACCCAUUAGGGUAAUGUUAAAUAGAGCUAUCUUCAUCAAUCAGCAACACACUAUAAGAUUCUCUUAUAAACAAGACAUACCUUUAUUAAUCAGCAACACACUAUAAUAUUCUCUUUUUAAAAAGACCUGCCUUCAUUAAUCAGAAACACACUAUGAUAUUCUCUUAUAAUCAAGACCUGCUUUUAUUAAUCAGCAGCACACAAUGAUAUUAUCUUAUAAACAAGACCUACCUUUGUUAAUCAGCAACACACUAUAAUAUUCUCUUAUAAACCAGACCUCCCUUUAUUAAUCAGCAACACACUAUAAUAUUCUCUUAUAAACAAUACCUCCCUUUAUUACUUAUUAAUCAGCAACACACUAUAAUAUUCUCUUAUAAACAAGACCUGCCUUAGUUAAUUGGCAACACACCACCAUAUUAUCUUAUCAACAUUUCUUAGAAACAUCUUUCUGAAAUUAAAUGUUAAGCUCAAAGGAAAAUUCCAUCAACAUUAUCCUGCCAUAUUAUCAUCUCAAUGAUGUACACAGAAAAGGUUUUGAGAGUGAAGCUGAAUUUUUAUAAUUUUAUGGUAUUAAUAAAAAAUCAGAACACUUGCAUUACAUGUUAUUUUUUUUUGUGUGUUUGCUUUAAGCACAUGAAAUUGAAUCUUUAUAAGUUACUUUGAACAUCACUGUCAGGCUUUAAAAUUAUUUCAAUAUUUUUUUUAUGUAAGUUCAUGUGUGACUGAAAGUCUCUAAACUUGUGGCUUUCAGUUUGAUGUGUUUGACUGGGAUGGUGAUGGGUCUCACGAUCUUAUCGGUGGAUUCACCUCCACACUUGAAGAGCUGAGCAAAGCAAGUACUGGCCAGGUGACUGCAUAAAAUAUUUAACUUGCCGUCGCAAACAUCUUCAUCUUCUUCUUUGCCUUUUUCCAACUCCCGGAAGAGCAUGGGACGGCAACAAUAUCUUUCUAUGCCUUGCUGUCCCCUGCAAUCUUCUCUGAUGACUUUCAUUAAGCAUGUCCUUCACCACCUCUGAGAUAAGUCUUGUAUUUAUGUGAUAAUCCUAAUACUGUUUUUACCAUUGUAUCGAUUGUCUUCACUCUCAAUCUCCACUGAGUUGGGCUUGAACCCCAUGUAAGGAAAGUUUCUAAUUAUAUAUUCUUGUUUGUUCAUUGAUAUAUUGUUCACACAGAAAGGCCUGUUGCUACAACAUUGUGUAUAAUGUUAUAAAGUGUUAGUUUUACUUCCCAUAUGUGUAUAACCAAUUUCUUGUUCCUUAACAUACCAAGCAGGUAACUUGGCCAUGUGUAAAUGAGGGUAAGAAGGCCAAGAAGAAAGGCUACAAAGAUUCAGGCACUGUCAUUCUCAAUUCUUUUCAGGUAGGAAUAAUAUAGUCUUAGAGUGUAUAAAAGCUAUACAUGUAUGCUGUUAUUAUAUGCCUUUCUUUACUUAAGAUCAAAUACUUAUUUUUUUAAAAUUCUUAUUCUAUUACCAAUGCUGAGGUUCCCAAACCUUUUUGAGUCACAGCGGCCUUAUUGCAUACAGAUUUUCUAAAGGCACCCCAUGUCAAAAUCUAACAAGUAUACUAAAAUAAUAAUUUUUUUUAAACAAUUUGCAUUCUCACUGUUUAGAAAAUCAGAUAAAUUUAUAAAUACCACAAAUGAGAAAGGUCUUUCAAUAACUACUUGAAUCACGAUAUUCUGUUGAUACAAAGUUCUAAAACUAAUUCAACACUAAGACCCCACAAAAAAGUUAUCACUGGUUUGCACCAAGUCCGCUAGAUGUAGCGUAAUAUUACAUAAAGAAAAUUUGUUAAUACGUGUAGCACCUCUUUCCAAGGUGCAGCGGUGCACGGUUAAGAAAUCUCUGUAUGGGCACUAAGUUGUGAAAGUUUUGAAGAAAAUUUCUUCAUUGAAGGAUCUUUCAGGGAACAUUUCUUAGGCCCAGUUUUUAAAUUAUUGUUGUUUCUGUAGAUUCAAAAGGAGCACACCUUUCUGGAUUACAUCUUUGGCGGUCUACAGAUCAAUUUGACUGUAAGUAUGAGAAAUGAUUAUUAGGAUGAGAUCCACAAUGAUAAUCUUGUUUUGAACUGACUUAAAAAUAAUAAACUCAUAUUGAACCGACCCGACAACGAUAAACUCAAAUUGAACUGACUUGACAAUGAUAAACUCAUACUGAGCUGACUCGACAGUGAUAAUCUGUUAUUGAACUGACUCAACAAUGGUAAUCUCACAUUGAACUGACUCAGCUGGUUGAAAUAAUACAAUUUAAUGUUGCUCAUGCUGAACUCCCUUUUCAUUUUUUAUAUGACGUCAUGUUCUAAAUGUUUUAAGCCAAUAAAGGAACAAUUUUAAAAAAAAAAUAUUUGUAAAAAAAAAAUAGAUUAAGUAAUUAUUUUGACGAUUGCUGGCAAAUGUUUGUAUGACUAAGUUAUUUCUUACAGUAAAAUAACAGUAACAAAAUUUUACAAGUUAGGAGAGAGAUGUGAAGAAGUUACUGAUUAUUUGGGGGGGGGGGGGGAUAGGUUUUUUUAAAAGAUUUAAUAAAAUUUAAAAAAAAAAAUUUUUUUUUAAUAUUUUUUUUAAAAAAAAAAUUUUGUUUCAAUAUUUAUUUUAAAAUGGCUUGCAACAUACAGUAGAUGUUGAAAAUUAUUACCCUUCCUCCUAACUUAUGAUAAUCAAAAAUGAGCUGAAGGUUGAUGUAUAAACAAUAUCAAAUGGGUAAUUAAAUUCCUGCUGAGCCACUGUCCAUUUUAAAAUGCUCUAUUCAGCUUUGAGAGCUUAACCAAAAAAAAAUUAUUAAUUAAUGAUAGGGCUGUUUUCUCAUUUAAUGAAGAAGGAAAAAAAAACCACAAGUAAUGAAGAUUUACAAAAACUUCAGAUAGGUGUUGACUUCACCGCCUCAAAUGGAAAACCCAAAGAACGCGGCUCCCUUCAUUUCAUUGACUACCAACAUCCCAACGAGUACAUGCAGGCCAUCAACGCUGUGGGCAGUGUACUUCAGGACUACGACUGGUGAGAUUGAAGUGUGACCUGUCCAUGAAUGACCAACUUAGUUUCAUUGCUAUCACCAAAGCCGUAAAAUCUUAUUUCUAUUAAUGGGUAAUGCUACUAACGAUCAUAUUGAGAGACAAACUACUCACUGGCAUAAAAGUAUUAUUUAUGAUAAUUUCUAGUAAAUCUUCAUUAAAAAAUUAAUUAAACCAACACCCUGGGUGUCUUGUCCUCAUCCUUAUUGUGAUGAUGGGAUAGAGACAAUGGCCAAACACACAGGGACUAAAAAAUGAAAAUUCAUUUACGUCAAUUAGGUGCCUCUAGAACAGUGGUUUUCAACCUGUCGGUCGCGACCCCUUACAUAGGCGUCGCCUAAGAUCAUCGGAAAAACAUAUUUAUGAAGUAGCAAGGAAAAUUUUUUUAUGGUUGGGGGUCACCACAACAUGAGGAGCAGUGUUAAGGGUCGUGUCAUUAGGAAGGUUGAGAACCACUACUCUAGAAUUUAGGAUCUUGAGCUUAACUCUUCGUAGUUGUUCCUCUCAUGGAAACUCAACAUUAUAGUGUGAAAUGUUUUAAAAAAGAAAAAAAAUCAUUCUCUUUACCAUAUUUUCGAUACCAGGUAUUAAAAGAUCAACACUUAAGAUAUUUUGAGUAACUUAUAUUUACUUGACAUUUCAGGGACAAAAUGUUCCCAGCCCUGGGGUUCGGAGCCCUCAUACCACCAAGCAUGACUGUGUCCUUUGAAUUUCCCCUGAACUUCAAUCCACAAAAUCCAUUUUGUGCAGGUGAAUGGAAAUUAUGUGUUUUUUUGUUUUUUUUGUGUCAUCAAUUUAUAGUUAGGUUUUAUAGUUGAACAGGAUUUAACAGUUAAAUAUUUCAUAUCACACCAUCCACUUCAGGUAUUCAGGGAGUCCUCAAUGCUUACGUCAACUGUAUUCAACAAAUUGAGCUUUACGGACCGACGAAUGUGGCUCCUAUCAUAAACCAUGUUGCCAGGUUCGCUGCUGAUGCUCAAAAUGGAGAACUGCAGGGGCGAGGGGCUGCGGUAAAUAUACUAAUUCUGUUAUUGUUGUACAAGUGUUUUUAUUGUUAUACAACAGUGUCAGUUAUUGUUGUACAAGUGUUGUCACUUGUUGUACACCAGUGGUCAGUUAUUGUUAAACAAAAAAGUGUUGUAAAUAAAAUGUACAUGAACAUCAUUAAAACAGUUGUAAAGUAGCACAGUUUCUCAAGGGUGUACUUGAUUCUGUGUGAUAGGAACCCUGUUAAUUUCAAGAGCGUGGUUGUACUUCUCAUAGUUCUAUUUAUGCUCUUGUAAACUUUCACUAUGUUACUAAUAAUAGUACCUUAACUGGUGAAUAAAUUCUAUUUAAACAACAAUGAAAUGUCUUGUAUUAUAUUACACUGGACAAAAGUAAAUACAUUUUUGUCUGCUACUGGGGCAUUUAUUGUUUGAUUUAUACUAAAGUGAGCGCUGUCAUUCCAAAUCUGAAGUCAGAUUUUUUGUCGGACAUCAGGAUUAAGUUAUGCAGCUUCAUGUGAACAUUAAAUUGUGCGUCAUGCGAAAAAAUUACAGAGCUAGUACUUGCUUAGAACUGUGGAACAAUAGUCGGAGUAGUCAUUACAACACAACAAAGUGCUAUUAUUUUAUAACUUGAAAUUUAAAUUAAAAUUUCAACCCAUUUCCAAUAUUUAAUUUAUGUUUGUUUUAUUAAAACAAACAAAAAAUAAAAAAAGGUCCUUAGAAAGUAUUAAUAAAAAAACAUGAAGUGGUUUUAUAUGGCGUGGUACAAUUUAACAAACAUAAGUGGUACAGUCACAUUUUAAAAAAAAAGAAAGAAAUUAUGAUAGUUUUUAAAUCUAAUAUAAAUAUAUGUAUCUUACACAGAUGAAAGCAUACCUUUCAAAAUUUUUGUCUUCAGCUUAACCUAUGUGAGUUCAAAAUCGCUUUAGGCACAUCAUCAUGCACUUGUGAGUGGCGCUGUUCCCUGCUGCUGAAACUAGCAACAGUCAGCCCUCAUGUUGGCAUGGCAGUGGCCUUGAUAAUUUGUUUCCAAGUUGCAGACAUCUUGAUGAACAGUAACGUAUCUGGAACUUCAUUUCAGCAAGAGACUGUUCACAUCAGUACAGAAACAGAUAUCAUCUUCUAGUUUAUAAUAAUAAUAUCUCUUAUACAUAUUACGCUACUGGUAUGACUAGUGGACUGCUUCCUAAUAGACUGCUUCCUAAUCAGGGAAUUGGGUAUUGAGAGUAUAUUACAAAUCUAAAUGUUUGAAAGAAAGUAUGGUUCAAUAAUAACAUUGUGGGUGUGGGUUCAAAGCCCACUUCUGACACCAAUGUAACAAUGCUAUGUUAUUGAUAUAACAAUCCUUUGUGUAACAUUGUAAACUAAUACUUAAGCUCAUUGUAAUAGAUGGUUUGCCACUAUUAAUUGGAUAAUGAAUGAAUUCAUCUGGAGCUGUUCCUCUCUCUCACUCAAGAAGUAAUAACGUCCAAUGAGUAAUUUAUACAGUACUUUAUCACAUAAAAAUAGAUGAGUUGAAUAAUAAAUCUUGCUAUGAGUAUAUCAUUGUGACAGUGAUAGGAUGCAAUGAAUAAAUACACACAUGUUCCACAAUAUUCCAUCAGACGAUACUUUAAUAAUCCAUACGAGAAAUAAUUCAACACGUCUGCCACAUUCAAGGAAAACUCGUGCACCCUCUCCUUACUCUCUUAACGUGUAUUCUAUACCCGCUCUAGAAGCUAUUUCCCGCUUUCUCGUGAUUCACAUCAUUCUGAUAAAAUUACUACGCCAUCAUGUCAUAGGAAUGAAUAUUAAAGUCAUGUGAAAAAUUCAAAGCCAACUCGGUCUGUUACAGAGUUCAAGAGCGCGCAAAAUAUAAUUCCCGAUAACUGCGCAAAAUGAUUUUUUUUUUUUAAAUACUGCAACUGUGUUUGGUGUGUAUUAUUUUCUUUUCAGAAAAUGAAAUCGUCUCAAUUUAAGUAUGGUGUCAAAAAAAUAUUUGGUUUAAAAGUGGUUGGGACAUCAGAAUAUUUAAUAUAGUUCAUGGGCGUGAACUAAAAAGUGUGCAGUGACCUAUCAUGGGGGAAGGGGUGUAGCGAAAAUUGGGAUUCUUAAAUGUGCGUUACGUGAGUUCAUGUUUUGUCAAGUAACUUUACUAGAUGGGAAGUUCACCCUUUGCUGUCGCCAAUGUUUGGCGGGUUAUACAUUUUGUAUAUAUAUUAACAUUAUAGAUAUAUAUUUCUUAAAUUCAUGCAUAACUUAAAAUCUAGACGUGCUAGCCAGAUUCUGACUUCAUAUUUGAGAUCAUAGCGUUAAAAUCCAUAUAACCCAUAUGUUUUAAUAUCUCACUAGAGACUUCCUGGUGUCUUUGCAAUGUCUUAUAAAAUAAACUCAGAUAUUGACAACCUAAUACUUUAUGUGAAGCUAACAUUUUACAAUGCUGACUGAAUGCCCAUUUUAUUUUUAUAACAGACAUACUACAUACUGAUGCUGCUCACAGACGGGGUCCUAUCUGACAUGGACGAUGUUCGUAAUGCCAUAGUCAACGCCUCUGGUCUGCCCAUGUCCCUCAUCAUUGUAGGGGUGGGGCAGGCUGACUUUGCAGACAUGAACAGACUUGAUGGCGAUGAUGGGGUGCUCAAGUCAACCAGGGGAAUCCCAGUUAAACGGGACAUCGUGCAGUUUGUUCCUUUCAGAGAUUUCAAGCAGGUAACUUACCAACUAACCAAGGGGCUUAACUGUUUAAAGCAAAAUGUGUUAGUGAAGCUAAAACUAAUUUUGGAGGAUACAUUCCCCUCCCCCCCAACCCAUUCAGUUACCCAAGAUAACAUCCCACCCACUUCAUCACAGUUACCUAAGAUCACAUCCCACCCACUUCAUCACAGUUACCUAAGAUCACACCCCACCCACUUCAUCACAGUUACCUAAGAUAACAUCCCACCCACUUCAUCACAGUUACCUAAGAUAACAUCCCACCCACUUCAACCCAGUUACCUAAGAUCACAUCCCACCCACUUCAUCCCAGUUACCUAAGAUCACAUCCCACCCACUUCAUCACAGUUAACUAAGAUGACAUCAUUUGUGGCCAACUUUGAAUUUGCAAAGUCUAAAUAAUCACAUUGUCACUAAGGGAGUGAAGUUCUGUGGUAUAAUAUGAUGGCUGGUUGUUUUUUGUUUUUUUUUGCCCUUGAAAAACACAUUCAAAGUCUCAUGUUUAAGUCAUAAUAUUUUAAAAUAUUGUCAUGGUAAGAAAAGUUAUCUGUGCUGGAAAUGGAUAUGUUUAAUGUAUUCAAAAGACAUUUCCAUUUAUUUGGAUCAAUAAAAGAAUCUUAUCUUAUCUUAUCUUGGUGAUUUUAAAUAGUCUGAAGUUUAAACCACAUUCUCUUCAGUUAUGUAGACUUUAGUUCAAUGUUAAUAAAGUUUAGUAUAUGUUUAGCUAUUUCUGGUACCAAAAACAUUUAAUAUACUUGAAAUGAUUUUGUUUGGAAAAUAAAGCAUUCAGUUUUGUGCAUUUUAUUAUUUUAAAAAAAAAAAUUGUUAUUGAAGUUCAAACCCAUCAAGAAUUUAGAGUAAAAUAUUCCUUUUCAAACUUGAAUAGUUUCUAAAAGAGUAACAUCUGUAUCAUCCUCUUGCUCACAGAGCCAUCCUGCGGAGCUUGCUAGACAUGUAUUGGCCGAAAUCCCCAAGCAGGUCACUGGAUACUUCCUGAUGAGAAAUCUUCCACCCAACAAACCACAACCUCAGCCGGUUGCACCUAUCCAACCUCAGCCAGGGGCAUCGGUUGCACCUAUCCAACCUCAGCCAGGGGCACCGGUUGCACCUUUCCAACCUCAGCCAGGGGCACCGGUUGCACCUUUCCAACCUCAGCCAGGGGCACCGGUUGCACCUUUCCAACCUCAGCCAGGGGCACCGGUUGCUCUUCCCCCUCACCAGCCAUAAGAUUAUAACCCCUCAAGCUACUUGUCCCUUGAGCUGGUAGAAACCAUAAGUCAAAGGAUGAUCUUUUUGUUUGGGCAGUACAUGUUCAACUGACCUGUAGAGGUGUUGAUCACUGUCAAACAACAUUUCAAAACAGGUGCUGGAGGAAUAGGUGCUGUCAAUAACUCUUUAACUUAGAUGUUGUGCUCCUACAUCUAUAGCUUAUAGUUUAAUUAGUACUUGAUGUUGUAUUUCUACAUACAUAGUUUAUAGUUUAAUUAGUACUUGAUGUUUUAUUUCUACAUACAUAGUUUAUAGUUUAAUUAGUACUUGAUGUUGUAUUUCUACAUACAUAGUUUAUAGUUUAAUUAGUACUUGAUGUUGUAUUUCUACAUACAUAGUUUAUAGUUUAAUUAGUACUUGAUGUUGUAUUUCUACAUACAUAGUUUAUAGUUUAAUUAGUACUUGAUGUUGUCAACUGUGUCCUCGGGUAGGUGAUAUGCAGACCACGCUUUGUGCAGCUUUUACUUAGAUGACUUUUUUUUUUUUAAUGCAUUUAUUUAUUUGUAUUUGUGUCAGAAAAGCUGACAAUUUUUAAAAUCCAUGCCAGGUUGGCAGCUAUGAUCUAAAUGUGGUGGUAUUUUUUUAAAAAUCCAUGCCAUUUUGGCAGGCUGUGUUAUAAAUUUGAUGUUUGAGUUUUUUAUUUUACUCUGGGCUCACUUCCUCUCUAAGAAUAACUGUCUUCAUUGAGCUACAGGUUCCAGGUCCACUAGCUUGUCCAUAAUCGAGGACAAUGCCAGAUGAAUGAGUUGUUUAUGAAUGUUACUGUAAACAUUGCUGACUUUAAAACUAAUGAUUUAAUAGAAAAUGAAAGAAUUACCAUCUCAGCCAAUUGUGAGCCAUGAAUAUUGUCAAGUUAUUCAUUUAUAUGUGGCCAGUUUAUUCAACUUUUAUGUGGCAAGUAAUUCAACUAUAGGAAUAGUUAUUCAACUAUAUGUGGCAAUUUAUUUAACGCCAUGUGGCCAGUUAUUCAACUAUAUGUGGCAUCUUAUUCAACUGCAUAUGGCCAGUUAUUCAACUAUAUGUGGCAACUUACUCAACUGAAUGUCAAGAUAAAAUCAAAUAAUAAUUACUUGCCAAAUAAAGCCAAUACAAAGCAACACUUAUACUGUUUGAAAUCAGAAAUUUAUUUGUUGUAAAAAUAAUUUUAGUGUUACAUAAUUAUAUUUAGGGAUUAGUCUUAAAUUGACAAUCAAUGAGAAUUACAAUGUAUGUGAACUUUUAAUCAUUGUACCAUGUUAUAAUCUAAGACUCACUGAGAUUGACUUGCCUUUAGUUUUUUUCUUACUUCCAUUUGUGUACAGGGAAUGUGACACUGUUUACUGUAUUACAUUUAUAUAUUCAGUGAUGAAGUAAUUUUUACUUUCUUUUUAACAUAAUUUUUUGAAAUUCCUAGCUACUUCUCAUUUUUUUACAGCUUAGUCUAUUUAUAAUAUUUAAAUGUAUACAUUGUGUAAUAUCCCACAGCUGCUGCCUCUUACUGAGGCUUCAUUGAUUUUUUUGCACUAUUUACCAAAGGGAACCUGUGAGUUCAUUAAUCUGUAUUGAAUUAUGUUUUUAUGUUAUAUCAAAUGAGAGUUUUGGUAACUUGUGUUUCCAAUAUUAUUUCUAGCUAUUUGAUCAAAGUGUGCAACAUGCAGGAACUAGUGUCAGGUUAUUAUUGGCCACCUUUUACUUGAUCAGUUUAGUGGUCCAUUUAAUAGUAACAUAAUAAUUCUCAAUAUUCCUGGAUAUUAAAUGUUAAAAAUUGUUUAAUGUUGCCGUUUUGUGUUCAGGAAAAUACAUGUUUGCUCAGAAUUAAUGUAUGGAUGUUAACGGUUAUUUUUUAAUUAUACAAAUGGUUUUAUUGCUUUGCCUAACAUAAAAUCACAUGCAGUGAAAAUUGUACACUUUUUUUUUUUAUACCUGAG
Messenger RNA from Lymnaea stagnalis (great pond snail), 12864 nucleotides. Lineage: Eukaryota; Metazoa; Mollusca; Gastropoda; Lymnaeidae. The record is from the annotation of a GenBank genome assembly.